This is a messenger RNA of Tetrahymena thermophila SB210, 951 nucleotides long. RefSeq names its product WD domain, G-beta repeat protein. NCBI's taxonomy places the organism in Eukaryota, Ciliophora, Oligohymenophorea, Hymenostomatida, Tetrahymenidae. Gene Ontology annotation, molecular function: ubiquitin binding. Gene Ontology annotation, biological process: proteasome-mediated ubiquitin-dependent protein catabolic process; ubiquitin recycling. The transcript is spliced from 2 exons. Gene Ontology annotation, cellular component: cytoplasm; nucleus. The record is from RefSeq and is a predicted model, not a curated record.
AUGUCAAAUACUCCUUCGUAAUGUGCACCAAUCUAUUCUAUUCAUGAGCAUAAGGAUGUGAUUAGGUCAGUAGUUAAAAUGGAACAGGGCUACUUCUUGACUUGCUCUCACGAUGGAAGCAUUAAACUCUGGAAUAUUAAUAAUAUUUCAAAAACUAUAAAAAAUUUAAGGAUAAAUAAUGAUUUUGUUAUAAAUGCUCUUAGAAUUGGAAAUACUAAAUUAAUUCUUUCAGUUCACCCUCGAGGUGUUGUUUGCAUAUGGAGUUUAAAUAAAGGUAUUUGUCUUAAGAGAAUUUAAGUUUGUGAAAAGGAAAUAUAUUGUGCUAUUAAUAUUUCUGAUUUAAACCUAAUAGCUUUUGGAACAAGCUCAGGUAAAGUGUUCUUAUAUAACAUUUUUACUUCUACUUGCAAUCUACAAAUUUAAGAAGAAAACUCUAUUUCAAGCAUUUAUUAUUCGAAUUACUAACUAUUUGUAGCAACAAGAGAUAAAGAGAUUAAUAUAUACUUAAUAGAGAAGGAAUGUAGCUUCAGCGAGGAGUAGCAAAUAUAAUUAAAGUAAAGUAGAAUCUAAAUAAAACUAUAAUAUAUUUGCUCUUGCAUGACUUAAAUAGAUCCUAAAACUCUGAUAGUUGGAACAACUGAAGGCUUAAUUUACAUUUAUAGAUAUGAAAAAAAUUAAUUUUAAGUUAUCAAAGAAUUUUACGCUCAUAGGUAAACUGUGAUCAAUCUGAAACUUUUAGAAAACGAGCUUUAUUCUACAGGUUACGAUGGAUGCAUUAUUAAAUGGGAUUUAAUUGUCUUUGAAAAAUAAGUUAGAUACUUUGGGCAUAGAUAUGCAGUCUAUGCUAUUAAUAUUAUUAAAGAUUAUUUAAUAACUGCAGGAGCUGACAAACAAAUUUUGAUUUGGAAUAAAAACGAAUCAUUAACAAAUCCAUCUCAAAUUUAAAAAUGA